Messenger RNA from Pogonomyrmex barbatus (red harvester ant), 746 nucleotides. It is a transcript of the gene mRpL40, whose product is annotated as mitochondrial ribosomal protein L40. The record is from RefSeq and is a predicted model, not a curated record. Lineage: Eukaryota; Metazoa; Arthropoda; Insecta; Hymenoptera; Formicidae. Gene Ontology annotation, cellular component: mitochondrial ribosome; mitochondrial large ribosomal subunit.
UAUUUGAGGCAAGUUAGCAGUCUAGUAUAUAAAUGUCUAUGGAUUGAACGUGCAAGUACGAGGAGGUUAUCCUAUGAGGAUGAGCGUUUUAAAUUUAUUACCGGCAUUAUCUCGAUUAUCGAUGCAUGCUGGCAUUCGAAAUAUAUCAGCAUGCACCAAUCCAUUAUAUUUCAAGGUCAGCAGUGUACUCUUGAAGCAAUCUAGACAGCUGAAACCAAUUAGUGAGAUAGAAGUACCAUCCAAAUUAAUAGAAGAACGAGAACAAAGAUUGCGAAAGCUUCCAUCAAUAUCAGAAGAGGAAGCAGAGUCUAGGAUCUUAUUGCAAAAGGAUUGGAAUAAAUAUAAAACUCAACAGCACUUGGCUAUUAUUCAGACAAUAGAUUCUAUCUUACAUUCACAACAAAGGGCACUUGAUGAACUUAGAGCAGAAUCAGAAGAAUUGUAUCAACAGGCAAUACAAAUUGAUUUUGAUUUUAUACCAUAUACGACGAAAGGACCAUUAAAAACACCUCCAAUAGAAAAUUAUGAUUGUCCUGAUGGAGAAUAUACAAAUAUUACUCGGAAAUUUGAUGGAGAGGAAUAAAUAUUUGAAAUGAUACAGCAAAAUGAAUUUUAUUUUGCAAAAAAUAUGUACAAAUAAAAUGUGUUUUUAGCUCAAAAUAUAGAUUGUUACAUUCAAUAAUGUUACAUUAAAUCUAAUAGAAUAUAGGAAGCGAGAGAAGCAAAUAAACAAAGAGAAAACAAAA